AUGGCGGCGGUGCCUGAGGAGAGGGUUGUGGAGGAAGGAGGAGGCGGAGGAGGCGGCGGCUCCGUUUCCAUGGCGGCGGGCCCGUCCCAGCGGCUCUCGCCGCCGCCGCCGCCGCCCCCGCCCCCGCCCCCGUUGCUGGUCCCGCAGGCCCUCGCCCCCGCCGCGCUGGCCCUGGACCAGCUGCCUCAGAACAACACCCUGGUGGCGCUGCCCAUCGUGGCCAUCGAGAACAUCUUGAGCUUCAUGGCCUACGACGAGAUCAGCCAGCUCCGCCUGGUUUGUAAACGAAUGGAUUUGGUCUGCCAGAGAAUGUUGAAUCAGGGAUUUCUGAAAGUGGAAAGAUACCAUAACCUGUGUCAGAAGCAGGUCAAAGCACAACUUCCAAGGCGAGAAUCAGAAAGGAGAAACCAUUCAUUAGCACGUCAUGCAGACAUUCUUGCUGCAGUAGAAACAAGACUCUCACUUUUAAAUAUGACUUUCAUGAAAUAUGUGGAUUCCAAUCUGUGUUGCUUCAUUCCUGGAAAGGUAAUUGAUGAAAUUUAUCGUGUGCUGAGAUAUGUAAAUUCUACCAGAGCCCCACAGCGAGCUCAUGAAGUGCUUCAAGAGUUAAGGGACAUUUCUUCCAUGGCAAUGGAAUAUUUUGAUGAGAAGAUUGUUCCAAUUCUCAAGAGGAAGUUGCCAGGAUCGGAUGUGUCAGGACGACUCAUAGGAUCUCCCCCAGUGCCAGGCCCUUCAGCAGCCCUGACAACGAUGCAGCUGUUCUCCAAGCAGAACCCUUCGAGACAGGAGGUCACCAAACUCCAGCAGCAGGUGAAAACAAACGGUGCUGCCGUGACUGUUCUCAGGCGUGAAAUGUCCGAGCUGCGCACCAAAGUGCAGGAGCAGCAGAAGCAGCUCCAAGACCAAGACCAGAAACUGCUAGAGCAAACCCAAAUCAUAGGCGAACAGAACGCGCGGUUGGCCGAGCUCGAACGCAAACUCCGAGAGGUCAUGGAAAGUGCAGUGGGAAGUUCCUCAGGGUCUGGGCAGAACGAGGAGUCUCUGCGGAAACGGAGGAAGGCAGUGGAAGCCAUAGACUCUCUUAGGAAAUCCAAACGCCUCCGAAAUCGAAAAUAACGGGAUUGAGCUGCGGCUGCAGAAGCUGACCUGGUUUAGUAGGCCAAGCAGAUGUGCUGACUUGGAUACCGUGAUUAGCAGCUGAGUGUCUUUAGGCUGCCUUGUUUUCAGAACACCAGUCUGACAUGAACAGUUCCUCUCUCACCGUUGAGACGUUUGUCCUUUCCCCGCUUCCGUGUGGGUGGGCCCGAUGCACAGAGUCUUUUUAAUUUGCAAUAGAUUUGUACUAACCAGACGCGCUCUACCCUGUUUCGAGGAGUUAAUCUUUUUUUCCUUUUCUGUGCAGCUGUGUUUAAGUAAAAUUUAUUUGUAUUUCUGCAUAUAUGCACAUUAAAUAAGGAUCUUGAAUAAACCAAGUUUCGACUAGAGGUUAAGCUUACAUACCGAAAAUGUCCCGUUCCCUUGCAAGAAAAGACCUACUUUUUAAGUGGACGCUGUCUUGUAGAAAAGUCAGCUUUGGGUUACAAGUGACCUUUGUCUGGAAUGUCCGAAAGGUAGUUAAUGCUUUUUGGUAUUGAAGUCCCGGGGGACUGAGAAGGACUUCCUAUGCUACAGUAUUGGCUAUAUAUUUUUGUAGACUACUGGCAAGGGGACUUAUCCAGUUGUUGUUAUAAAUACACAAACCCCAGUUUCAGUUCUUUGCUGUUGGAACCGUGUCCUGCAUUUGCAUGGCUAGAUGCAUGCAUUGCCUCGUCAGCUCGCUUAAGAGCUCUUGCACUGGUAUUGAUUGAUCUUGAACGUCUAAACUCGCCCACUCUUUCGAGUAGCUUCGGAGUUACUUAAAUCCCCACGUCGUAGCUACUCGCCACCCAGCAGAUCGGUUAGUUCAUCUGACCUCAAGUUACAAGGGGUAAAGAGGGUUUUGAACCUGGUUUGGCACCAUUUGCUGCUCCUAGGCUGAGGCACAACCCAAAUUCUGAGGCAGUUUCUGCUCAUGUGGGGCCUCCGGUUCCUAGUAAUGUCCUGUUAUUCUGUGUCUCCCAUGGGUCAAGCCACGAUCAGUGAGUCGUGGGCACUACUUAAUUUGGGGCUCCAUUUCAUCACUGAAGCCAAAUCCACGCAGGCAACUUGUCUGACAAAGAAAAGACAUCUAAAACCAUUUCAUGUUGGGGAUGGAGCAGGGAGGUUUUUCGUACUAACAACUAUAUUCUAGCUUUCCUUACUCUAAAACUCUUUAAUCACCUUUAAACGAGAGCUUUAAUUUCUUUUGCACUCUUGUUUUGAGCUUGUAACUGGAAAAGCAUGUCUUGCACUGUUCAGUCUUCGGAUUGGUCACUUUAACAACCUCUAAGUUGCUGUUGUACAGUGAUUACUUUUUCCAUUUGUAUAUUUUUAAAUCCUGGUAAUAGACAUCACUGUCCUUGUUUUAAUUUAAUGUACUAAACUGUGUAGCUCUCAUUUGACUGUUAUUUUAUUUUUUGAGCAACUGUGGCCUUGGGCUUCAUUGGAAUUAAAGUCAAUUUAGGUGUAGCAUGAAAAA
Molecule: messenger RNA, 2596 nt
Organism: Tachyglossus aculeatus (Australian echidna)
Lineage: Eukaryota; Metazoa; Chordata; Mammalia; Monotremata; Tachyglossidae
Gene: FBXO28
Product: F-box protein 28
Exons: 5
Coding region: 1-1116 (371 amino acids)
Biological process (GO): protein polyubiquitination
Molecular function (GO): protein binding
Source: RefSeq, a predicted model, not a curated record